GAACCAAUAGUUUGAGCAAAAUGAUUUAACAUGCUUGGAGUUUAUAACUAUAGAAUCCAGUUAUAAACUAUUGGUUAUGUAUAUAACUAAAACUUUUAGUUAUAUACGCCAUUCUGUGGUGUAAUGUAUACUGGUGAAUUUGUUGUUUGUUAGAAAUUAAAGUAUUGAUAGAGAUAUUUGUUUGGCACGCUUGGAACUUGUUCUGGCUUGUUUGCUUGCUAUUUAUUUUGACUAGUUCCAGUUAAAUCCUUGAAACUUUUUCUUCACUCGCACAUCUGUUCUCUAUUUUCAUACAGCUAGCCUGAUCGGUGAUGUAAUGCUUCAUGACCCAUUGACGUUACCCCGUCAUACACAGAUAACUCAGCUUCGUAAAUCAUAUCUUCCACUCAUAUAAUUACACCACACUCUUAGAUUCCAUCUUCCACUCAUUUAGCGAAAACACACUCUUCAAUGUGGAUAUAUACUCCUGUUUGUCUUUCAAUAAACUAAGAAACGUCUCUGAACAGCUAUAUCUGCGUCAGUGAACGUUGCUCCUAGAUCGAUCUGUGAGGCAGAAUCUUUUGGGUGGUUGAGGUCGACAUGCCCAUGAUUGCUAGUGUCACUAUAAUUGACAGGGGAGCGCGAGUAUGCCACCCCUCCCUCCCUCCCUGUGAGCACGGCCAAUUUUUUCUCUUGGGUUCUGGACCAUGGGCAUCAUCAGGAUUCAGACUCACAAUCUCCUGAUGAUAGGGUGAAUGCUUUCCUAUUGCACCGCUCAAUGUAAUAUAUAAAAAUAAUCAUGAAUUAUUCUGUAACAGCUCAUUCACAAAGACAUAUAUGGCAGAUGCUAAAUGUAAUCUAGUAAACAGAUUAAAUCAGUGUUAUUUCAUCUCUCAUCUCAUUAUCUCUAGCCACUUUAUCCUUCUACAGGGUCGCAGGCGAGCUGGAGCCUAUCCCAGCUGACUACGGGCGAAAGGCGGGGUACACCCUGGACAAGUCGCCAGGUCAUCGCAGGGCUGACACAUAGACACAAACAACCAUUCACACUCUCAUUCACACCUACGGUCAAUUUAUGGCCCUUUUCCACUACCCUUUUUCAGCUCACUUCAGCUCGCUUCAGCUCACUUCAGCCCGACACGGCUCGCGUUUCGACUACCAAAGAACACCACGACUCGACUCGCUUCAGCCCUGCUUAGCCCCUAAAACUUGCACCGUUUUGGAGUGGGGCUGAAGCGAGCCAAAGCGAGCCGAGUGAGGCUGGGGGCAUGAGCAGACACUCCCCUGUGCACUGAUUGGUGAGGAGGAGUGUUCUCACAUGCCCACACACGCCCCGCGAGCACGCUGGGAUCUGUAAACACCGUAAACCCGGAAGAAGAAUAAUUACGAAUUAUGAGAAUUUCUGAAGCCUUAUGCGCCUCGCCUCAUCUAUACGCUCUUGCCAGUAUCUGUUGGCGUUGUCGGUGACAACAAGCCACAGCACCAAGACCAGCAACACUAACGACUCCAUGUUUAUUGUUUACUAUUCGGGUCGUGAGACUACCGCUUAAAAGCUCACUGAUGUCACUGUUUGCGCUGCUUAACGACAUCACGUGACGUCCACCCACUUUCGCUAACUCCACCCAAUGUGUCCACCCACUUCCAGCCAGCACGGUUCAGCGCGGUUGUAGUCGAAAUGCAACUCCAACAGCCCCGCUCAGCUCGACUCAGCCCAACUCAGCACGGCACGGCUCAGCCCGACUCAGCCGCAUUUGUAGCGGAAAAGCGGCAUUAGAGUCACCAGUUAACCUAACCUGCAUGUCUUUGGACUGUGGGGGAAACCGGAGCACCCGGAGGAAACCCACGCGGACACGGGGAGAACAUGCAAACUCCGCACAGAAAGGCCCUCGCCGGCCACGGGGCUCGAACCCGGACCUUCUUGCUGUGAGGCGACAGCGCUAACCACUACACCACCGUGCCGCCUCAGUGUUAUUUAACAAAGAAAAAUAUUUUAACUGGUCAUGUAAAUUAAUUUGUAAGGAGACAUUUCUUUAGCAUUUCUGGAAGGAGUCUUCAGUGUCCGCACUUUAUAACAGUCAGAGGUAAAGCUGUAACUUUUUUUUGCCAUAGGAAAGUCUAAGGAUGGAGGAUGUUGCAUUUUGCUGCAUUUUUUGUUGGGUCAGGGCCCUGCACAAGGAACAUCUCUCACUAUACAUCACCUGAACUUCCAACCAUGCUAUUGUGCUAGGAUUUCCAUGGCUGCAAGUACGUGAUCCACUCAUCUCCUGGCAGCAGAAUGAAAUAUUGAAAUGGUUCCCAUCCUGCUAUCAGAACUCCCUGCAACUGGCCCAACUUACCUUGGCUUCCACAUCCAUGGAGAUCCACUUCUCUGGGGGCAUUGAGCAGGUCCCAGCUUGCUACCAUGAACUCUGGGAAGUCUUCAGCAAAGGAAAGGCCAGUAGAUUACCCCCUCAUAGACCAUAUAAUUGCGCCAUAGACCAACUAACCCCUCUACCCCUCCAUGUAGCCGCAUUUACCCACUUUCUAGAAAAGAACAAGCAGCUAUGGAGGAGUAUGUACAGGAGGCACUCCAGCAAGGUCCAUCCACAUCCCCAGCAUCUGCAGGUUUCUUCUUUGUGGAGAAGAAAGGGGAGGCCUGCCACCCUGCACUGAUUACCGAGGCCUUAACCAGAUAACCAUCAAGUAUCUAUACCCAUUACCCCUCAUCCCAUCUGCUGUAGAACAACUGAGAUCUGCUCAUAUUUUCACCAAACUUGACCUCCGAAGUGCCUAUAACCUGGUGUGUAUACGGGAAGGGGAUGAAUGGAAUACAGCAUUUAGCACCACCUCAGGUCACUACAAAUAUCUCAUUAUGUCAUAUGGACUAUCUUGUGUUCCCAGUCUGUUCCAGUGUCUUAUCAAUGACGUGCUCCGGGACACGCUGGGAUGCUAUGUUAUCGCCUACAUUGAUGAUAUUCUGAUUUACUCCCUGGACAAAACCAGUCUUCAUGAACAUGUCAAGUCAGUUCUCAGCAAGCUUCUGGAAAAUCAGCUGUAUGUCAAGGCAGAGAAAUGCAAGUUCCACAUCGCCAAGAUCUCUUUCCUGGGUUAUGUUAUUAGUGCCAAUGGGGUCAGCAUGGACUUGAACAGGGUCUCCACCCAUGUCCGUUAAGGAGUUCUAACACUUCCUGGGGUUCAUCAAGGGAUUUUGCACCAUUGCAGCACCCCUCACAGCACUGCUCAAAAACAGCCCAAACCGUCGACCGUGGAACCAAGGAGCAGAGGAAGCCUUUGCUCAUCUCAAGCCAGCUUUCACCACUGCACCCGUAUUUAAGAACACAGACCCCUUGAAACCCUUCUCUAUUGAGGUAGACACUUCUGAGACUGGAGUUGGCAGAGUGCUGUCUCAGCACCAGGGAGACAGACCCAAGUUGCAUCUGGUAGCUUUUUUCCAAGAAAUUGACACCCACAGAACAAAACUAUGACCUCAGGAAUAGAGAAUGGCUAGCCAUCAAGUUAGCCUUGAAAGAAUGGAGACAUUAGCUGGAAGAGGCCACACAUUCAUUUGUUAUCUUCACUGACCACAAAAACCUAGAAUACCUCAAGUCCAUGAGAUGUUUGAACCCCCAACAGGCACAAUGGGCUCUGUUUUUUUACUAGAUUCAAUUUCUCCAUUGCAUACCAUCCAGGGUCCCGAAACACCAAAGCAGAUGGUCUGUCUCGAAUACAUGCGUCCACCACAACCAGCCCAGAAGCUACACCCAUUCUGCCACCCAAGUGCUUUAUGAACGCUCUCUCAUGGGACAUCAACAGGGAACUGGCCCAGAACCAACCCCAUAACCCACCUAAAGCAUGUCUGCCAGGUCUCAUGUUCAUCGUACCCCAGUACAGAGGCCACCUGAUCACCUGGGCACACUCUUCUCCAGCCACAGGACACUCGAACAGCAGACCCACCUACAAACUUAUCAGAACCAAGUAUUGGUGGGAAAACAUGAGAACCAACAUAAACCAGUUCAUAUUCUCCUGCACAGCCUGUGCUCAAGCCAAGGUACCCUGAGCUCCACCCAUUAGGAAACUCAUGCCACUACCAACACCCCAGAGACCUUGGUCACAUGUUGCUAUCGAUUUAAUCACUGAUCUACCCAAAUCUCAGGGAAACACGGUCAUCAUGGUAGUAAUUGGCAGAUUCUUGAAAGCCCUGAAUCUCAUCCCCUUGCCUGGUAUACCUACAGCCUUGGAAAUCGUGGAGCUCAUAUUUAACCAUGUCUUCAGGUAUUACAGGAUCCCCGAGGAUAUUGUGACCAGGGACCCUGAUUUUCAUCAAGGUUGUAGGCAAGCUUUAUGAACAAGCUUGGAGUAUCGGUGAGUCUGACCUAGAGACACCACCCACAGUCAAAUGGACAAGUUGAAUGUGCAAAUCAGGAGAACAGAUGCUUCUUGAGGGUGUUCUGCCUAGAAAAUACCAAGGACUGGGCCCAGUUCCUCCCAUGGGUGGAAUAUGUGCAGAACUCCCUCACACACUCAGCCAUGCAGCUCACGCUGUUCCAAUGUGUCCUAGGAUACCAUCCACCACUAUUCCUGUGGGAUGACUCACCCACUCACAUCCUGGCAGUAGAUGCUUGGUUCAAAAGGAGCAAGCAAGUUUGGGAGAGUGUUCACCAACAUCUGGAACAUGUGGCCAGCAAAUACCAACAGUAUGUUGACAAACACAGAAGUGAAAAUCUCGUAUACAUACCAGGGGACAGAGUGUGGGUAUCGACAAGGGAUUUGCAUAACCCCAACGCCUGCAGAAAACUCAGUGCCAGGUACAUCGGUCCUUUCAAAAUCCUUCACAAGGUCAACAAAAUCUCAUACAGACCAGAGCUACCCCCAUGCUGCCAUCUUUCACCUACAUUUUAUGUAUCAUGUCUCAAACCUGCCAUCCUGGGACCAUUGGUAGAAAACACACCAGCCCAGGAACACCUAGCACCAGUUGAACUGGAAGGAGGACCAGUGUACCAGGUACACAAGAUACUCAACUCUCAUCACAGACAAGGCAACCUCAAGUAUUUGGUUGAUUGGGAUGGGUAUGGUCUGGAGGAAUGCAGUUGGGUACUUGCCAAAGACAUUCUAGACCCCAUGCUCACUCAGGAAUUCUAUGCACAGCACCCUGAGAAACCUGCACCUAAAAGUGAGUACAUCCCAAGAAGAAUUGUGCUCGGCCGGGUAGAUGGGUGGGUGUAUGUCAGUGACAGCAUAAGAACUUGGCAGCCUUCAAACAUGGCUGCCAUGAGUGCACCUUUUCCAGCCAGCCUUGUCAGCAGUGACCUUCUGUGGUUUACCCUCUUUGCAUAGGGUGUCGAUGAUCAACUUCUGGACAACUGUCAAGUCAGCAGUCUUCCCCAUGAUUGUGGUUGCAUGUACUGAACUAGACCAAGAUAUACAUGGUGUCUCAGCAUGAUUGACAGACCGAGUUUUAUUCUGACACUUCUUAAACUCUGCAUCUGUUUUCUGCUGGCAGAAUCUACUACAAAAUGCUUCAUCAAAGAUUAUAAAGCCUACUGUGCCCUGAGAAACCUGUAUGAGGUGCCAGUUUUGCCUCCCUAUAUAACUUAUUUGGAUCUAACCUCAAAUAACAUCAGUGAAAUCCAUGAGAAAUCCUUCUAUGGUUUGGAAGCACUACAAGUCCUUAUGAUCCAGCAACAAGAAAAUCGACUUGUCUUGAGGAAUAAUGCCUUUAGUGGACUGUCCAAUCUGACAAAACUAGAUCUGGCAUACAACAUGAACCUACAAGUGGAUCCAGGAACAUUUAAUGGCUUAUUCAACCUUCAGAUACUCAAUCUUACAGAGUGCAAGUUAUCUGACUCUAUUCUUUCAGGAGACUAUUUGAGACCUCUGGUCUCUCUGGAGCAGCUUUUACUGCCUGGAAAUAAUAUACAUAAAAUCCGUCCCGCUUCUUUUUUUGUCAACAUGAGCAAAUUGCAUAUUGUAGACAUCUCUCAUAACUGGAUUAAGAGUUUUUGUGAAGAAGAUUUACUCCAUUUUCAAGGUAAACACUUCACUCACCUCAAACUGCGUGACAUCAAAAUGUCUGACAUGUCUCCGUAUUGGUCUGGAUGGAGUAAAUGUGGAAACCCGUUCAAGAACAUGUCUAUGACGGUGCUUGACUUGUCUCUAAAUGGCUUCAAUGUUGACAUGGCAGUGCUGUUCUUUAAAGCAAUCAGAGGAACCAAAAUUUGCAUUUUGAUCCUUAAUCAGAGUGGCAGCAUGGAAAAGGGAGUUUGGUACUCCAACCUGAAAGACCCAGACAGGAAUACAUUUAUAGACCUGUCUGAAAGUGGCAUUAAGGCUCUGGACCUGUCCAAUGCCAGCAUUUUUGUUCUUAAAAAUUCGGUAUUCUAUUAUAUGCCAGAUCUGGAGGAAAUCUCAUUAGCUUUUAAUUCAAUCAACCAAAUUGAAAGAGAUGCUUUUUACGGACUGGACAGUUUAAGAAAACUCAAUUUGUCUCAUAACCUUUUGGAUAAAAUUAAUUCUGGAACAUUUCAGAAUUUAAAAAGUCUAGAGACACUGGAUUUAUCUAAUAAUAACAUAAGGAUGCUUAUGUCUAAGUCAUUUCAAGGACUGUCCAAUCUAGCUCAGCUGUUUCUCUCUGAAAAUUCAUUACAAUCUGUCCAUACAUUCACCCGCCUUCCACAACUCAAAAAGCUCUUCUUAGACAAUAACAAAAUUACAUCGUUGUAUGGUCUUCCAAGCCAAGCAAGAAACAUCACAACUAUUGAUUUGAGAUAUAACAGGUUAAGUAAUGCUGAGAGCUUCUACAUGAUAUUAGUAGAAUUCCCCAAUAUUGAACAAAUAUACCUUGGAGGCAACAUGUUUUCAUGGUGUUUCCUUAAUGCUAAAUAUUAUGUGUCACCUUUAAACAAUGUCCAAGUUCUUGACCUCCACAUGACCGGCUUGCAAAGGUUCUGGUUAGAAGUACAGUGUCUCGACAUGUUUGACCACCUUCACCAGUUACAGGGGCUUUCUCUGCACACAAAUUACAUGCAGUCACUUCCAGAAAACAUUUUCAAGGGACUCACCUCUUUGCAUUAUUUAGAUUUGUCCAUUAACUCUCUCACCUAUAUACCAAAUGGUAUAUUUCCUAAAAGUCUGAAGAUACUCAACCUUACUUACAAUAAUCUUGGUUCUGUUGAUCCACAAGCCUUCAGCACCUUGACCCUCAUCAGCUUUCUUGGGAACCACUUUCUUUGUGAUUGCAAUCUGAGAGACUUCCAGACAUGGUUAAAUCAUACAGAUGUACAAAUGGAUUCCCCUGCUGAGGAACUGAUGUGUGAGUUUCCUGAAGCACAACGAGGGAAGCCUCUUCUGCAUGUUAAACUAUGUAAGGACGAAGAGGACGAGAAGAGCAUGAAGCAGCUGAGGCUCACACUUUUCAUCUGCUUCACCAUACUUAUUAUGCUAACCACCACAGGGGCUAUUAUUUUUGUACAGCUGCAUGGUUACUGCUUCAAGCUUUACAGAAAGGUGAUUGUUAGAUUUGUGGAGGGAGACCAAAAACUUCCUGCUAAUGAUGGGUUCAUGUAUGAUGUCUACUUAUGUUUCAGUUCUAAAGACAUCAAAUGGGUGACAGAGGCACUGUUAAAAAACCUAGACACACAGUUCUCUGAUCAAAAUGAAUUACGUUGUUGCUUUGAAGCACGAGACUUCAUACCAGGAGAAGAUCAUCUAUCUAAUGUGCAUAAUGCUAUCUGUCAAAGUAAAAAAACAUUAUGCAUCUUGUCAAGAGAGUUUCUUAAGGAUGGCUGGUGCUUGGAGGCCUUCAAUCUGGCCCAGACCAAGAUGUUGGAAGAGAUCCAAGAUGUUUUACUGGUGCUUCUUGUGGACAACAUACCACAUUACAAACUGAUGAAAUAUGAACUGCUCAGAACCUACUUCCACAGCAGGAGGUAUCUCAGGUGGCCAGAAGAUAGCCAGGACUUGGAGUGGUUUUUCAACCAUCUUAAACAAAGUAUAUUAAAAGACAACAAAGUCAAGCACAUGAAAGAUGAUGUUGAAACAAACCACAAAGCGACAAACUGUGAAGCAGUAACUGCUUUUUGAUCCAUGGAUAUAUUAUUGGAAGGAUAUGGAAAACAUGGAAGCAUACACCAAAUUGUCAAUUUAUUAGUUACCCGAUUAAUGUGCCUGCAAAACUUGUGGCUUAAUGUGUCACGCUCUGCCCUGGACAUCCGCUCCUGAGUUUGCGGAUCUUCCACUUCAGCUCCGAUCCAGAUCCGGGACGGGAAUUCUAUCCUGCCUGCUUCCCUGUUCAGAUGAAGAAGAAACCUUUAUUCGUCACAUGCACACUUCAAGCACAGUCAAAUUCAUCCUCUGCAUUUAACCCAUCUGAAGCAGUGAACACACACACACACACACCCAGAGCAGUGGGCAGCCACACCAGAGCACCCGGGGAGCAGUCAGGGAUUCGGUACCUUGCUCAAGGGCACUUCAGCCCAAGGCCGCCCCACGUCAACCUAACUGCGUGUCUUUGGAUUGUGGGGGAAACUGGAGCACCCGGAGGAAACCCACGCAGACACGGGGCGAACAUGCAAACUCCACACGUAAAGGCCCUCGCCGGCCGCUGGGUUCGAACCCGGAACCUUCUUGCUGUGAGGCGACCGUGCUAACCACUACACCACCGUGCCACCCACCUGCAUUCACUUCCUGAUUACCACCGCUGCCUUUUUAAACGCCAUUCUCAGCCACAGACAGUGCCAGAACGUCUCAUAUGUAGACUCUAGCCGUUUAUUUGCCUCGAGAGUUUGUUUUUUCCUCCAAGUGUUUUUUCAUGUCUUUGCCUGCCUCAUUUUUCCAGGUCAAGUUUUUUUUUUUUUUUUAUACCUGGACUAUUUCCGUUAUUGUUUUCUUAAUAAAAUUUGUUUACAUUUUUGCCAUGCCAUUUUCUGGAUUAAACCUACUAUGCUUCUUGGA
Molecule: messenger RNA, 8904 nt
Organism: Neoarius graeffei (lesser salmon catfish)
Lineage: Eukaryota; Metazoa; Chordata; Actinopteri; Siluriformes; Ariidae
Product: toll-like receptor 5
Exons: 2
Coding region: 5392-8034 (880 amino acids)
Biological process (GO): toll-like receptor signaling pathway; inflammatory response; immune response
Cellular component (GO): membrane
Molecular function (GO): transmembrane signaling receptor activity; protein binding
Source: RefSeq, a predicted model, not a curated record